UCGCCCUGGUGCGGCUAUGCCCGUCGCGCCCUGCUACUCGCCGGCCCUCUUCCUGGUGCUGCUGCUCGGCGCUUGCGUCUCCCAGCCGGUUGCUGCCGCCGCCGGCCUCUACUUCAAAGAAGGGCAAAGCUGCCACCGGCCGCUGCUGCGCCAACCUCCCGGGCUCAGAACCUACCCUCGUCCGCAUGAAUAUUUGGACAUCUCUGCACUGCCCAAGAGCUGGGAUUGGCGAAAUGUCAAUGGAGUCAAUUAUGUGAGCGCCACGCGCAACCAGCACAUCCCAAAGUAUUGUGGGUCGUGUUGGGCUUAUGGUAGCACCAGCGCCCUAGCAGAUCGCAUCAACAUCAAGAGGAAAGGAGCUUGGCCCUCUGCUUACCUCUCAGUUCAGCAUGUGAUUGACUGUGCUGAGGCUGGGACCUGCCAUGGUGGAGACCACACAGGCGUAUGGGAGUAUGCCCAUCACCACGGCAUCCCAGAUGAGACCUGCAACAAUUACCAAGCUAAAGAUCAAAAAUGCAAGAAGUUUAACCAGUGCGGAACGUGCGUCACUUUCGAACAGUGUCAUGUGAUAAAGAACUACACCCUUUGGAAAGUUGCCGAUUAUGGCUACCUCAGCGGGCGAGAAAAAAUGAUGGCAGAAAUCUAUGCAAAUGGACCCAUCAGUUGUGGGAUCAGUGCCACUCCAAAACUGGAUGAAUAUACUGGAGGACUUUAUGCUGAAUAUUCCCCAGAGGCUAUAAUAAACCACAUCGUCUCCGUUGCUGGCUGGGGGGUAGAAAAUGGAACUGAAUACUGGAUUGUCCGGAAUUCUUGGGGCGAGCCGUGGGGAGAGCGCGGCUGGCUGAGAAUUGUGACAAGCGCAUAUAAAGGAGGAAAAGGCGGAGACUACAACCUGGCUCUAGAAGAGAACUGUGCUUAUGGAGACGCAGUACUCCCUUGAGUCUGCUGCUGGGGGCUUUUUUGUUGUUGUUGUUCUUCUGCUUUUGAAAUGAAAGGGAUUUGGAAAAUACUUCCCCCCCCCUUCUUCUUAAAAAAGGGAAGGAUCACUUUUCAGCAGUAACCUUUUGAGUGCAAAGCUGAAAAUUACAUUCCCAUUGAGGGACACUAUUGAUUACAGAGAGAGAGACAGAGAGACAGAGAUAUUAAUUAUGCACUUGUUUAUUUUCUGCUUGGAAGUUUUUGCUUUCAUCAGUUAUGAUAGUGAUAAGGAAAUCUGAAAAUGCCCCUGAUGAAGCCCCUCAAUUUGAGGUGAAUAAAUUGCUCAAACACACUCCUGACACUUUAGCCCCCACUUUCGUGCCUUUAAAAGCAACAAGAUACAGAAAGCCCCAAGGCUGUCUUGAUCUCUUGGAACACAGACUUGGAGACGGGCAUCUAAUCUAAUUACCAUCGAAAUUACCAUCUAAUCGAAAUUACCAUGUAAUCUAAUCUAAUUACCAUCGAAAGCCCUCUGACUAGGUAUUUCUGAAGGGUCAGAGCAUACUCUAGAAUUCCUAUCUCUCCUUGAGGUGCUAAUCAAAGAACAGAAUGCAACAUUUUGUACCAGUCACAGGCUGCCAAAAUAUGGCAUUGUUUAUGUAAGAAUGGGUUUCUGUUUAUGGAACAUGUAUGGGACUUGUGAUCAGUCGGAGGAGGGAAAAGUAUGACUUCAUCAGAGCAACUUGGAUGAAGUAUAAAAGUAUGCUGAUGAGGAUGAUAGUUUUCGCCAUCGGUUUG
This is a messenger RNA of Elgaria multicarinata webbii, 1716 nucleotides long. Its product is annotated as cathepsin Z-like. The record is from RefSeq and is a predicted model, not a curated record. Gene Ontology annotation, molecular function: cysteine-type endopeptidase activity. Lineage: Eukaryota; Metazoa; Chordata; Lepidosauria; Squamata; Anguidae. Gene Ontology annotation, cellular component: lysosome. The transcript has 6 exons. Bases 17 to 940 code for a protein of 307 amino acids.